AGCACUAGUGGCCUGAAAGGAAGUUACGUCCACUCUGAGGACGGAAAACCAGUGCAGUGGCAGCAAGGUGAAGGCGUUUCUCCGGCAUCAUGUCUCACCUGCCGAUGAAACUUCUGCGCAAGAAGAUCGAGAAGCGGAACCUCAAAUUGCGGCAGCGAAACCUAAAGUUACAAAGGGCCUCAGAUGUGAACCUAUCAGAAACUCAAAAUGGUGAUGUGCCUGAAGAAACAAUGAAAGUCAAAAAAGUUAAAAAAUCCCUGAAGCGUUCUAUAACUGUGGGCUUGUCAGAAGUGCAAAAUGUAGAUAUGUCUGAAGAAAACGUGGAAAAUAUAAAAGUUAAAAAAUCCCUGAAGCAUUCUGUGAAUGUGGGCCUGUCAGAAGCACAAAAUGGAGAUAAGUCUGAAGAAAUAGUGGAAAAUAUAAAUGUUAAAGAAUCCCCCCAGUCUACCAUAUUAACCAAUGGAGAAGCAAAAACACAGUCUCCCAGUUCAGAAACAAAAAAGAAAAAGAAGAAGAAAAAGAGAAAAAUGGCAAAUGAUGCUGGUCCUGAUACAAAAAAAGUAAAAAUUGAAGAAGGCUCUGAAGCUCCUGAAGAAACAGAAAACAGUGUGGAAAAGUCAGCUGGUGAGGAAGAGGACAGUGAAGUACCCAGCCUGCCCCUGGGACUAACAGGAGCUUUUGAGGAUACUUCAUUUGCUUCUCUAACUAAUCUUGUCAAUGAAAACACUCUGAAGGCAAUAAAAGAAAUGGGCUUCACGAACAUGACUGAAAUUCAACAUAAAAGUAUUAGGCCACUUCUAGAAGGCAGGGAUCUUUUAGCAGCAGCAAAAACGGGCAGUGGUAAAACCCUCGCAUUUCUCAUCCCUGUGAUUGAACUCAUUGUUAAGUUAAAGUUCAUGCCCAGGAAUGGAACAGGAGCUCUUAUACUCUCACCUACUAGAGAACUGGCCAUGCAGACUUUUGGUGUUCUUAAGGAGCUGAUGACUCACCACAUUCACACAUAUGGGUUGAUCAUGGGUGGCAGUAACAGAUCUGCUGAAGCACAGAAACUUGCUAAUGGGAUCAACAUCAUUGUGGCAACACCAGGACGGCUCCUGGACCACAUGCAGAAUACCCCAGGGUUUAUGUAUAAAAACCUACAGUGUCUGGUUAUUGAUGAGGCCGAUCGUAUCUUGGAUGUUGGAUUUGAAGAAGAAUUAAAGCAAAUUAUUAAACUUCUGCCAACACGCAGACAGACGAUGCUCUUUUCUGCCACACAAACUCGAAAAGUGGAAGACCUGGCAAGGAUUUCUUUGAAAAAGGAACCAUUGUAUGUUGGUGUUGAUGAUGAUAAAGCUAAUGCAACAGUGGAUGGUCUUGAGCAGGGAUAUGUUGUUUGUCCCUCUGAAAAGAGAUUCCUUCUGCUCUUUACCUUCCUUAAGAAGAACCGAAAAAAGAAACUUAUGGUCUUCUUUUCGUCUUGUAAAUCUGUAAAAUACCACUAUGAGUUGCUGAACUACAUCGAUUUACCUGUCUUGGCCAUUCAUGGAAAGCAGAAGCAAAAUAAGCGUACCACCACAUUCUUCCAGUUCUGCAAUGCAGAUUCAGGGAUAUUGUUGUGUACAGAUGUGGCAGCAAGAGGGUUGGAUAUUCCUGAAGUUGACUGGAUUGUUCAGUAUGACCCUCCAGAUGACCCCAAGGAAUAUAUUCAUCGUGUGGGUAGAACAGCCAGAGGGCUGAAUGGAAGAGGGCAUGCCUUGCUCAUUUUGCGCCCAGAAGAAUUGGGUUUCCUCCGUUAUUUGAAGCAAUCCAAGGUUCCAUUAAACGAAUUUGAAUUUUCCUGGUCCAAAAUUUCUGACAUUCAAUCUCAGCUUGAAAAAUUGAUUGAAAAGAACUACUUUCUUCAUAAGUCAGCCCAGGAAGCAUACAAGUCCUACAUUCGAGCAUAUGAUUCUCAUUCUCUGAAACAGAUUUUUGAUGUUAAUAACUUAAAUUUGCCUCAGGUUGCUUUGUCGUUUGGUUUCAAGGUGCCUCCUUUUGUUGAUCUGAAUGUGAACAGCAGUGAGGGCAAGCGUAAAAAGAGAGGUGGUGGCGGUGGAUUUGGCUACCAGAAAACCAAGAAAGUUGAGAAGUCCAAAAUCUUCAAACAUAUUAGCAAGAAAUCAUCAGACAGCCGGCAGUUCUCUCACUAAAAUGAACUUCCUUUCAUCUUGAAUAACUUUGCCCUGAAAUUUUUUUUUCUUUCUCUUCCAAAAGGAAUUUUUGUAGCCUUAGAUUCUUUUUUAUCUCUACGGUGAUGAAAUUAUAUUUUGAUUUUUAAAUACCAUAUAAAAAAAAAUCAAAUUAUGUCAUUGUUUUAAUAUUCUUGUACUUUAUGGUAUGUAAAGAUUUUAUGGUAUGAUUGCUAUAACUUGCUAUAGAGAGGGAUGUUAAUACACUGGACAGGUGGUGUUAAUGUGGAAAAUAGUCUUGGUUUAUUUUUUUAGUUUUGCUUCUGAAAAUGUUGGUGUAUUUUUAUCUAAAGAAACACUUUAGGUAAAAAAAUCACUUUUAUAUAUUCCCAGUUUUAAAAUGAUGAGCCUUUCUCCAGUUGUUUGUUUUUUUAAAGAGUAAGAAAUAAAGGUUGUUUACCAUUGUUACUUGAAUGAAGUGCCCCUAAGCAAUCUUCGAAUUAUGGAGGGAGGGAGAGAAUUAAAAUUGUUGAACCUCACAGUAAUAGAAAUGUAAUAUUCUUUCAUUUGGUAACUUAGUUAAGACCUUUUUUAAGAAUAAAGAAUGGUGAGUCUAACUUCAAUUUAUUGUAAGGUGGUUUAGAAUUUAAUAAGCCCUUCCAGCUCUUCAGAGUACUUGGAAGACAAGGCCAACUAUCAGUAGACUCAAAACCAAGUCAUGAGACAGUGCCCAGUGUACAUUAAUGYUAGUUUCUUUGUGAGGAAAAAAUCUCCAGAUCCAUGAAAGAUAAAUUUGUACUGAAAACUGAACAUGAACCAAGGUCAGAAAAAAUAGCAAUCAGCUAUUUAAUCAGUUGGGAUUUUUGUCACAGGAGCCCUUCAUUUCUGGUGUUCUGUGUAGUACAUAACUACAAAGUAGUUCUAUUUUAUAGCAAUUCAAAACCAAAGUUGCUAGCAGCAUUUUGCUGUUGUGCCAGUUAAUAUUCAUAGUGUCAUUAAUGUAAUUAUGCAGAGAAUAUCAAGUGGAGAAGAAACAGUUGGAUCAACGUUACAGUAGGAAAGGAAAGAACUAUGUUCCACCUCUAGGCUUGGCUGCUGUCUCUUGAGUUUCGGACCUUGACUGCUGAGUGCCUGCCCUGGCUUCUUAGAUUCCUAACUCCUACCAUUUAAUAACUAUUUCACUCCUCAGUGCUAUUUGUUUAUUCAUUUCAGAAAUGAUUAUGUUUUAAAAAUAUAUAAGCAAAGGGAAGAAUAUUUAAUCAGUGGUCAGAAGUAAUAAUGUUGAUAUUUUGGCAUGUAACAUUCCAGGUUUUGUAUGUGUUUAUACAUUUUAAUUUUUUAUCAAAAAUGAGGUCAUCCUCUACCUACUACUUGUACAACCAGCUUGUUUCAUAAUGUGUUGUUUUCCUGUGUCAUUAAAUA
Messenger RNA from Urocitellus parryii (Arctic ground squirrel), 3572 nucleotides. It is a transcript of the gene Ddx18, whose product is annotated as DEAD-box helicase 18. Gene Ontology annotation, molecular function: ATP binding; nucleic acid binding; RNA helicase activity. NCBI's taxonomy places the organism in Eukaryota, Metazoa, Chordata, Mammalia, Rodentia, Sciuridae. The record is from RefSeq and is a predicted model, not a curated record.